CAUCGCCUGCCCCGCCCAGGCGGCUGCCCGUGACCUGCCUGGGCGCAGGGAACGGAAAGCCGGAAGGGGCAAGACGAGUUUGGUUCGCCAUGGGGCUGUUUGGGAAAACCCAGGAGAAGCCGCCCAAAGAGCUGGUCAAUGAAUGGUCAUUGAAGAUAAGAAAGGAAAUGAGAGUUGUUGACAGGCAAAUAAGAGAUAUCCAAAGAGAAGAAGAAAAAGUGAAACGGUCAGUGAAAGAUGCUGCCAAGAAGGGUCAGAAGGACGUCUGUGUGGUUCUAGCCAAGGAGAUGAUCAGGUCAAGGAAGGCUGUGAGCAAGCUCUACGCUUCCAAAGCGCACAUGAACUCCGUGCUCAUGGGGAUGAAAAACCAGCUGGCGGUUUUGCGAGUGGCUGGUUCCUUGCAGAAGAGCACAGAAGUGAUGAAGGCCAUGCAGAGUCUCGUGAAGAUCCCAGAAAUCCAGGCCACCAUGAGGGAGCUGUCCAAAGAGAUGAUGAAGGCUGGUAUCAUAGAAGAAAUGUUAGAGGACACUUUUGAAAGCAUGGAUGAUCAGGAAGAAAUGGAAGAAGCAGCAGAAAUGGAAAUUGAUAAAAUUCUUUUUGAAAUCACAGCAGGGGCAUUGGGCAAAGCACCUAGUAAAGUGACCGACGCCCUUCCAGAGCCAGAACCUCCAGGAGCCAUGGCAGCAUCAGAAGACGAGGAGGAGGAGGAGGAGGCCCUGGAGGCCAUGCAGUCCCGGCUGGCCACACUCCGCAGCUAGGGGCCGCCCCGCCGGGCCCUCGCGCUCCUUCCCUGCCCGCCUGCCAGGAGCCGGCACACUCCUCUGAAGCGGCCACCAUUUUAUGUGUCUCUUGCACUACACCUCUGAACGAGCACUGCGUUCUGAGAAGGUUCUCUGCUCAUAUCUCUCCAUCUUUGCCGAGGUUUUGGGAUCUCAACGGGUUUGUCCUUGAGAGGCGGGGUUAUAAAUGCAUUUUCACGGGUAUACAUAGAAGUAUCUCUUGGGGGGGGGCAAAGGAAUCGGUCUUCUCGCAGUGCAUCAUCUUCAGGAAUAUAGACAGAAGUUUCUUUUGGAGGAAAGGGCAAAGGAAUCUGUCUCUCCAGAAGCACUUCGGAAAUUAGAAUUGAUUGCCUGAAUGUUGAGAACUCUUAUCUUUUUUGUCCCUAAAACACUAUAUAAAGUGGAUUUUAAUAAAUUUCUGCAUUAACACUUGG
Messenger RNA from Mustela lutreola (European mink), 1213 nucleotides. RefSeq names its product charged multivesicular body protein 3 (gene CHMP3). The record is from RefSeq and is a predicted model, not a curated record. The transcript has 6 exons. NCBI's taxonomy places the organism in Eukaryota, Metazoa, Chordata, Mammalia, Carnivora, Mustelidae. Gene Ontology annotation, biological process: late endosome to vacuole transport; endosome transport via multivesicular body sorting pathway; protein transport. Gene Ontology annotation, cellular component: multivesicular body; ESCRT III complex. The coding region runs from base 90 to 758 and encodes 222 amino acids.